This is a messenger RNA of Oryzias latipes (Japanese medaka), 1654 nucleotides long. Its product is annotated as C-type lectin mannose-binding isoform-like. The record is from RefSeq and is a predicted model, not a curated record. NCBI's taxonomy places the organism in Eukaryota, Metazoa, Chordata, Actinopteri, Beloniformes, Adrianichthyidae.
AGGAUGAGUCACUUUGUUGCCCCAAUGAGGCACAAGAAGGUAGGAGGAAGAAAUCCCAUCAGAACAACUAUCCAAACAACAGUGAGACUGAAAGCUGAUAACAGAGGCAAAUGUGGACACACGGUUUUGUAACACUGACCGAGUGCUCCACACAGACAACCAUAAGCAAACCUGAAGAUUUUUAAACACGGUCUCAAAGAAUGAUCCCUGCCCAUUUGGCAGAUCAUCAUUCCACAACAUGGGAGGCGAAGGGUCCACGCGCUUGGUCAGAGUCGGGUCCCGAAGCUUUCCAGUUUAUCCAUUAGUUAUUGUGUGUUUAGUCCUGCUGAACGUCAUUUUGCUGUUAACAGCUGUUGUACUUGGGGUUAAUUGUGGAAGCAUGACGGAUUCCCCCCAAAGCUACCUAACACCACAAGUACUCACGACGGAGGCAGAGCAGCUUCAGAUAGUAAUGAGUGAAACUGCUCAAGAUCACGGACAAGCCCAGCAAGAUUUUGUCAAAGAGCACAGGAGCCAUCAGCAAUUAAAACUGCAAUUGGAGUCCAACAAGACUUACAACGAUGAACUGCAAAAGCAACUUGAACUCCUUCUGGCAGAGAGAGCAGCCUUGCAGUCAAACACAUCUGACAUAGUGGAAAGCUGUGGAUUAUGCAUGCCAGGAUGGUUUUUGUCAAACACAUCCUGCUACUUUCAUGGGAAGAAACAAUCCAUCGUUGGAAAAAACUGGACCGCCAGCAGAGAGGAUUGCAUCAGCCGUGGGGGGGACCUUGCUGUGAUCGACACCGCUGAAGAACAUAUGUUGGUUUUUGAGCACUUUCCCAAAGUGAAAUGGGGAACAUAUCUGUGGGAAGUUGGAGGAGUGUGGAUUGGCCUCACAGACCAUCAGAGAGAAGGCACUUGGAUAUGGAUCAACAACAUGACUCUGAACUACACUGGGUUUUGGAUGGGAGGGGAGCCAAACAAUUAUAGAUCUGCUGAGCACUGCGCUGCUAUUAUGGCCACAGACAAAGGUUUACAGUCAUGGUUUGAUGCAAGUUGUGAAACCCAAAGGGAAUGGCUGUGUGAAAAGAAGCGAAGCUAAAGUUGCAUACAAAAGACAGACCUCACAUUAUUCAUACAAUAAAAACGCUGAAAAACAUCCGGUAAGCUACUCUUACAUGGAAAUGAAAAAGUGUAACCUGUUGCAGGUUUUCUCUAUUUUGAUGUGUGUUUUUGAAUGAUUUUGACUGCCUGUAUUCCUAUUGUACCAAGUUGAGCCUUCAUUUUAAGACAUUAAAUUGUAUCACAUUCUUGUUUUCAUGUAACACAAUAUACAAAGCUACGAAUCAUUCCCAAAGUGACAUAGAUGCUGUCAGUUUAUUUAAAUAAUCAAUCUAUAUUAUAAGUUUGUAUCCGUGCCUUAAUUAUAAAUCAUAUCCUCUGGAAUGAGGAAAUAUUACAACAAUGCUCGAGUAUCAUGCAGAUUUGUAAAUUAAAGUCAAAUCCUUUAAUAAAAAGUAUCUGCAGUUUAUAUAAAUUAAUUAUAUUACGUUAGAACAAUUGCAACUGAAUACCUGUCAGCUUUAUAUUCAAGAAAAUGUGAAAAGUUGUAGCUUGCCUUAAUACACGGUUGGGUACACGCAUGGAAAAAUAAAGCUCUGUUUAGAAAGUGAAA